Messenger RNA from Diprion similis, 1467 nucleotides. RefSeq lists its product as uncharacterized. Bases 171 to 1397 code for a protein of 408 amino acids. Lineage: Eukaryota; Metazoa; Arthropoda; Insecta; Hymenoptera; Diprionidae. The transcript is spliced from 3 exons. The record is from RefSeq and is a predicted model, not a curated record.
UAUUCAAUUGGUCAGUGGUCGAGUGCCAUGCAGGGCAGUCACCAUUGUUUUAGUUGUCAGUUGUAACCUCGAAGUGGCGAAACGUCUCGAUCGAACUUUAGUGGCGUUGAAAAUUAUUGCUGAACCUUCCAAGUCGUUAGAUAUACUUAUAAGAGGGGUAACAGCCUACAAUGAUCCAAAUGGGGUUCGACGGAGCUUUCUACGAAGAAGUGCUAAGGAACCACUUCGGAGAUCCGACAACGAAAGUGCGGUCAGUGAAGGAAGAGCGGGCGACAGCGAAAGGUGAAAAUUUCCUCAGCGACAUGUUACGCAUCGAAGUUGAGCUCACGAGGAAUUCAUUAGCUCAGGAUGACGCCGGUUGCCGAAUGUGCGAGAGGCGAAGUUUCAUUUUGAAGCACGAACCGGGGGGCGAUUCCAGGCUACUGAAAAUGAUCCAGGAGCAGCAGCUCUUCACUGUCGAGCUGAGCAUCCUCAAGAACGUCCUGCCGCGGAUCGAAAACGCACUCGGAAUUCGACUUGGUCCAAAGCUGGUUUACGGACGAGAUGAACCACCCAGGGUUAUUAUUAUGGAGGAUUUGACGCCCGAGGGAUUCCAUGUCAAAGACAGACAAGAAGGACUAUCAAUGGCUCACGCUACUAUGGCUAUAAAAAAUCUCGCCAGAUUUCAUGCUGGCUCUGUAGCUCUGGCGGAGGAGAAUCCUGCGGCAAUUAAGAGCUUCAGGCAGCAAAUUUUUGCCUCAACGACACAUCCAAACUUCUAUACCCUGCUUAUUAACAGUUUGAAUCGUUUGCGCGAAGACGCGCAGACGUGGUUGGACGAGGACUGUAUCUUAGCCGCGAAGAAGUUGAAUAAUGUCAUUGCAUCGCUGAGGCAGAGGAUUCAAGACGUUUACAGCUACGAUCCGGAGGAGUUCUGUGUUCUUAAUCACGGCGAUGCCUGGGUCAACAACAUGCUCUUCGUCGAAGAUAAAUCGGGCAAACCGAUUGAGCAAGUUUUUGUCGAUUACCAAAUGGUUGGCUAUUCCUCGCCAGCGAUCGAUCUCUUAUACUUUCUCGGGAUAAAUCCAGCGCUCGAGAUUCGCGGUCAGGGUGAAACGGAUCUUUUGGAAAUUUACCUCGAGACUCUUACACUAAACAUGAAGAGGCUAAGAUGCAGGACGGAAUCGCCGACAAUGGAACAUUUGAAGAAGGCCAUGUAUCGUCGGCGAGUAUACGCUGUGGCGGCGGGCCUCUUUCUCCUACCACGGAUGAUGCUCGAUAAGGAAGACGUCGAGAGUAUCGACCAGCUUUUGAAGCAUGGCAUGUAUAGAAUAAACCCUUAUGCAAAACCGAACACGAUUCGAAUGAUGAAACGAAUGCUUCCGCUCAUGAGCGAAAGAGGAUACCUCGAUGCGUGAAUUCCACUUUUACUUCUAAUCUUCGAUGCUAUUCAUACGUUGCGGUUUGUUGAUUCAAAAUUCAUUUGCG